This is a messenger RNA of Yamadazyma jaroonii, 459 nucleotides long. The record is from the annotation of a GenBank genome assembly. Lineage: Eukaryota; Fungi; Ascomycota; Pichiomycetes; Serinales; Debaryomycetaceae.
AUGUUCAGUUCAAACUUAUCUAAAUCCAAAUCAGAGAAUUUACUACGUAAGUUGACAGGUGAUCUCACCAAAGCUUCUGACAAGAAGAAGAGUAGUACCGAAGCAUUACUUGGGGAACUCAAUAAAAAAGUCACAAAGAAAAAGAAGAAUAAAAUCAUCAAUAAAAAAGCCAUCACUGAAGCAAAAGAUUUGAAAAGAAUCAAUUACGAAAUCAUUAAAUCUAAACCAAAAGAUCAGUUAGAUGAUCAUCAUAAGAAAUAUUUGAAGAAGCUAGUCAGAAAGAAUAAAAGAUUAUUGAUAAAUGACGAAGAAGACUUGGAAGAUAUACAAGCAGAAAUUUUGAAUUUUGAAAAGAAAGCACCAAAGAAGGAUAAAUCUUUCAAGGAACACAAAUUCCCAGGUUUGACUCCAGGUUUGGCACCUGUAGGAUACGAGUCAGAUGAUGAAGACGAUGAAUAG